Astyanax mexicanus (Mexican tetra) is the source of this 7195-nucleotide messenger RNA. RefSeq names its product bromo adjacent homology domain containing 1 (gene bahd1). The record is from RefSeq and is a predicted model, not a curated record. The coding region runs from base 276 to 2837 and encodes 853 amino acids. Lineage: Eukaryota; Metazoa; Chordata; Actinopteri; Characiformes; Acestrorhamphidae. Gene Ontology annotation, molecular function: chromatin binding. The transcript is spliced from 7 exons.
AUGUGAUGAGUCGGUAGCGGAGGAGCGGAGCUGUUAUAUAAAAUACAGAAUAAUAAAUGAGCUCGCGCUCGGUUAGAGUGUCGGUCCGCGGGGCGCGGGACUGCGCGCGGGCUGAUGGAGGAGAGAUAACCCGGUAACUGACGGCGUGUCCGCGCGGCGGCCCGGAGACCGAGAGAAAACCGGAUAAACCGAAACCCCGACCGGAGCUCCCGCUGCACGCGCUCCGACACACCGACACACACCGACACCCGCCCGAAUCUGCAUGGAAGACUCGGAUGACCCGUGCUCGGCAGAGGGAGUCUUUACGCAGAUAUCAGAAAUAUCAGAGUGAAUCCAGGCAGCAGGUGAGCCGCCAGACACAUGCUGAAACCAUGGGCCGAGCCCGGCCAGAGUGCCCCGAGCGAAAGAGGGCGAAGAAGAGACGUAUCUCCAGAAGAGGAGGACAUACGGAGGUAAAGGAGCAGAGUGCGGACCGGGACCGGAAGCUUUAUCCCCUCAGGGGGAGGCUGGGAAUGAGCGAGGUGGGCACCCUGAACUGCUCCGUGGUUCUGACCCGUUUGGAGGAAGGCGGGACUUGCAAAAGCAGCAAGAAGCCUUUGUCCAAAAGCGAAGGGAAACUAAAGAUGAAGACGAAGAAGGAGAAGAUCAAACCUUCUUGCAAGUGUCGCAAGAAGACCUGCAAAGCUUGUCGUUCAGCACCCGGACCAAAAAGCAACAGGAAACCCGAUAAAGCUGCCUUACUUACAGAACUUCUCCUGGAACCUCGCAAGAGACGGCUGGCCUCUCUGAACGCGGAGGCGGUAAACAGCCUUCUGUUGUUUCGAGAGGACCCUCAGCAGGCUUCAAAACUCUCCAGAAAGCAGGCGAAUCCUCCGAAGCCUGAUUGUGAAAAGGAGAAGGAAAAAGAAAAAGAAGAAGCCGAUGGUUUGAAGAAAGGACAAGAAACGAGAAAGGACAGAAAACGUGCCCAUCCCUUAGAGACGGAGCUGGUAAAUAAGAGUUCCAAAAAAAAAGCCAAAAAGACGAAUCCUGAAUCUGAACCAGUGGACCAACUGAGUCUAAACAGUCCGGCUCCCAGACGUUUAGCGGGUUUGAAUGCGGCCGCGCUUCUGAAACUGACCAGCACUUCCGCUGGAGCCAAGCGUCGAGUGAAAACGGACUGUAAGCCGGGAAGUGGAGGAGUCAGAACCAAACAAACCCAAGUGAAGUUAAAGAAACAGCAGCAACAGCUACAGCAGCAGCACAGUCCGCCAUGCCAGUCCACCAAGUUGCAGGUAUCGCAACCAUGCUGUAACCUCUGCAAGAAGGAAGCCCUCCAGUCUGAGGUGAUGUGGGAAGGCACCGCUGGGGGCCACGGCUUCAUCAGGCCGGGUUACCAGUGCAGGUCCAUGCUCGGAUACUCCUUGAAGCCUGUAAAAGAGGAGAAAACUGAGGCUGAUGUAAAUUCCUGCUACUGCUGUUCCCAGGAGAGAUCUGUGGAAUAUUGCCACCGGCUCGCCCUCUACCUCGGACAGAAGGCCUUUCCCGAAUCGGAAGAACAUUCAAUGCCUCCUGUGAAGGGUUUCCUCCCGUCCCCUCACCACGCACUGACGCAUCCCGCCUUGACCCUAGGAACCCACCCGUACUCCUGCUACCCAGGAUACUACGUCCACAUCGCCCACCAUGGAGCCUCCACCCUCCCCGUGAGCACGAGUCCCGGACCCCACGUUCCCUCAUCCGUUCCCCCCAUUAAACUGUGCCCCACCGGCAUCCAGAGACCCAAACUACUGCCCUCGCCACUGCCCUCGCCAGUUUCCCACCCUCCCUCGGGCAUCCCUCACCCGGCGUACUGCAGCUCUGUAGGAACGUGUUACGGGGAACCCUGCCGGAUCAGCAGCUACGCCUACAGACCGUCGCAGCCCAUCGCCAGCAGGAGCUGCUCGUUCAGCGGGGGAUGCUCCAGCUGCAGCCACAAGAUCAAGAUGGAGGAUUACCCCUACCCUCUGGACAAGCACAGUCCCUCCAUCCCCAUGUCCCCCGCCCUGCCCCUGUCCGUCUGUCCCAUCCCCGGCGUCCCCCCGUCCGUCCAGCCGCUGCCCGACGCCGGGCGCCCGCAGGUGCAGCUGCGAGUGGGCAGAGAGUGCCCUCAGAGUGCCAAGGCUCCCGGCAGCUCUCGCUCCGGCGCCCGGGACUCCGCCCCCUGCCCCCACAGGAAGGACGGCCAGCUGGGAUCCGGCCACGGCGGCGCCGCCACCAAGCAGCCCAAGAUCAGCCGGCGGCGCGCCACGAACGGCUGGCUGCCCGUCGGCUCGGCCGCUGAAAAGGAGGUAUUCAUCCUGGGUGAGGAAGCACCAGCACUGCGUAGGUGUUAUGAAGGUGUGCAGCGAGACGAAGAGGUGAUCAGGGUACGAGACACUGUCCUGCUGCGCUCCGGCCCCCGCAAGAAGUCCCUCCCAUAUGUGGCUAAAGUCUCCGCCUUCUGGGAGGACCCCGAGUCAGGGGAAUUGAUGAUGAGUCUGUUUUGGUACUACCGUCCAGAGCACACUCAGGGGGGCCGCGUUCCCAGCAUGCACUGUGAGAACGAGAUCUUCGCAUCGCGGCAUCAGGACGAGAACAGCGUGGCCUGCAUCGAGGAUAAGUGCUACGUCCUGACAUUAGCACAAUAUUGUAGAUUUUGUGCCUUGGUGAAGCGUCGUGAGGAGGGUCUUCCCAAAAGUGCCCCCCCGGUCCCCCCCGCCCUCAGCUACACCAUUCCAGCUCACCGGCGCGUGCCGGCGGACGUGGACCCGGACCUGGUGUUCGUCUGCCGCCACGUUUACGACUUCCGCUACGGCCGCCUGCUGAAGAACCUGCAGUAGCGGCGGGGGGGCGGGGCCGACACACCGAGCCAUACACUGAACCACAGUCCAAAAGCUGACGACACAAUCAACCACCUUACCGAGGGAAAUGUAGAGCGGCCGCAGGACUGACCGGCGCUGACGGGACCCUGGAGCGCGAGUCCUGCGUUCCUGUAGGAGCUGAGUGAGAUCCGCGGGUCAGUCCCUCUGAGGUUUUAGCGUAACUCAGCGUUUUCAGCACAAGUGAGAAACGAUGGCCGAGAUGUGAUCUGUCACUCAAUGAAGUUGCUUCUGUCUCAUUUCUAUUUAUUAUUUGAUUUGUUAAUAGUUAUCUUUUAUACUUGCUGUGUGUGUGUGUGUGUGUGUGUGUGUGUGCGUGUGUGCGGGUGGGAAUGUGUGUGAAAAAACAAAUAUAUCAAAGUGUUUGGAACAACAGCAGUACCUUGAAUUAUAAAUUAGUUUAAGGUUGAAUAUUCUUUCCUUGAUUGUAAAUGUGCCCUUCUUGGCUGUAGAGCUAUUUAUUUAUAGAUAUGAGGUGGAAAAUAUGAAAUUAUAUUUAUUUUUUAGAGCAAUUUGAAAGAAAAAAAGAAAAAAAAAAACGAGUUCCCUAUGUGACGUAGACGAGACCAGGAGUGUUUCCUCUUUCCUGAAUCAGAUCCUGUCAAUCUAUCGAGUAAACCGGACUGUUGUGGACCAUAAACAUAUACUCUCAUAUACAGCUCUGGAAAAAAAUAAGAAAUCACUUAAAAAUGAUGAUUUUCUUUGAUUUUAGCAAAUUAAAAACCUCUGGAAUAUAAUCAAGAGGAAGAUGGAUGAUCACAAACCAUCAAACCACCAAACUGAACUGCUUGAAUUUUUACACCAGGAGUAAAGCAGCAUAAAGUUAUCCAAAAGCAGUGUGUAAGACUGGUGGAGGAGAACAUGAUGCCAAGAUGCAUGAAAUUAAAACUGUGAUUAAAAACCAACCAGGAUUAUUCCACCAAAUAUUGAUUUCUGAACUCUUAAAACUUUAUGAAUAUGAACUUGUUUUCUUUGCAUUAUUUGAGGUCUGAAAGUUCUGCAUCUUUUUUAUUAUUUCAGUCAUUUCUCAUUUUCUGUAAAUAAAUGCUCUAAAUGAGAAUAUUUUUAUUUGGAAUUUGGGAUAAAUGUUGUCUGUAGUUUAUAGAAUAAAACAACAAUGUUCAUUUUACUCAAACAUAAACCUAUAAAUAACAGAAUCAGAGAAACUAAUCAUUUUAAGUGCUCUCUCAUUUUUUUCAGAGCUGUAUAUUUAUAUAUAUAUAUAUAUAUAUAUUCUGGUGGACCAAAUAUGUCCCAGGGUUCCUCAGCUAGCAUUCGGCUAAUUCCUCUGUCGAUCGACCAAUGAAAGGAGGUGUGUUUAACUGUUGAACUCUCUCUCAUCUUACUGUAACUCAUGAGGACUUGCCUUACACCCUUCAGAAGAGUGUGUCCCGCUUCCUCGCCCGCCUCACGUCCUGCCUUUUCCCAGCAAACCAAAGCUUUACACACCGCCACGCUACAUGUGAUCCCUCUCUCUCUCUCUCCCUCUCCCUCUCUCUCUCUUUCCCUCCGGCCGUCAUUAGUUUGCACUACUCUUAUCCUACUCUUAAACCUCUUCUUUCACCUGCUACUGAUCUUUAUAAACGGAGGAAAAAUACUGUGUAUUUGUUGUGAGUGUAAAUAAAGAACAGAGAGAAUUUAACAUCUCUAGUUUCACCAACUGAGGGAGGCACUCUGUUACACUCUUCUUAUUCUUCUUUUUCUUUUUCUUCUAUUUAUUUUUCUAAAUGCGAGUGAAUGGGAAAAAAAUGAAUUAAAUAAACUCUCCUGCUUUCAGUAUGUGCCAUCGCAACCCUGUUCGAACCCUCUCCGACCCCCCGGACCCUGCUGGAAAUAUAUAUGAAAUAUAUAAAUCCCUUUUGACCUGAUCGCCGCUCUGUGCGUGAGAUUGAUAUGAAAAAGCUGUUUCUUAUGGUCUUUUUGUGCCUUUAAUAGUUAGAUAGAAAUAGAUAGUCUGCUCUGAGAAGAAUCAACAGCAUCAGAGGUUUUUUACUUUUAUUUAUAUUUAUUUUAUAUUUUUACCCCCCUCUCGUGGCUCUUUGCUUCCGUUGCCCUGCUCAUUUCGUUUCACGCAGCAGUUUGUGCUAAAAGCCAUUUCUUUAUGGCUCUCAUUGCACUACAGUGACCCCCCCCCCCAUUCUUCCACUUUUCUCUCGCUGAAAUAGUUCAAAAACCCUGAAAAUUUUAAGGAAUAAAAGAGUAAAAAUGGCCUCGAGUUGAACUCAAACAUUUUUCUUUUUUUUUUUUUAGUUUUUUUGUUUGUUUGUUUGUUUGUUUUUUCUCCAGGCUGCAGCAUCACCUGGACAGGUGGCGCCACUGGACAAGAAUUACCGUAUUUUUCGCACUAUAAAGUGCAGCAGAUUAUAUUUUAAUGCGCAUUAUGCAACUUUAGUAAGGAACAGGGGUAUUGUCACGUUUUCCUUCUAAUUCUAAGCAGGUUUUGCACCUGAGUGGUGGCCUGUAAGACCUGUAAAGCUAAGCUAAGUUAAGUAAACAAAACUGUAAAAAUUGUAAAAAAAAAAAAACAACUUUCUUUUAAAGUCAAACAAGUGCUGGAUAAUAAUCUAUACAAACUGUUUAUUUGGGUGAGUAAAGCACUUCUGUUUAUUUACAGUAAGCUUUCCAGAUUUCCACUAAGGCUGGGUGCAGCAGCAUUAGCAUUAAGAGCUAAGCACUAGUGUUAGCCGCAGUUAGCGGCUAAUGCCGCCCGACAGAUAAUAGCUACCGUUGAGUCCCACGUAGCUUGUUUUAACACAGUAAACAUGUUGGCUGCAGUCCGAUAUAAUCACCUCUGAACAGCGAAAGAGCUAGAACUUAGCUCUGUGGUUAGCAGCUAAUGCUAAUGCUGCUCCAGUCUCGAGUCUCAGUGCUGGAGAACUAAACUGAAACUCCUGUUUAACUCUGUACUUCUUAAUACCUGACUGGUAGAAUUCAUAUAUACUCUCGAUUUUUAGGAAAAUAAAAGAAUUUUAAAUGCGCCUUAUAGUGCGAGAAAUACGGUAGCCUUUUCAUUUUGUUGAGAAGUGAAAAUAGAAGAGGGUUGAGAUUUUAUUUUUAAUUUUUCUUUUCUGUUCUAACUAAAGAGAUGUGUGGCGAAGCAGGAUUGCGCUCACUCUCUCUCUCUCUCUCUCUCUCUCUUUUUACGCCUUUUCGAACUGAGAUUCCCUCAUUGGCUGAGCUCCGCCGUGACCUCGCUCCAUAUCCAGCCGCCGGCGCUGUGGAAGCGAGAGCAGCAGCAUGCCUUCUUUCUUCUUUCCUCCCUGUCUUCAGCCUUUUUUACUCAGCGCAGGAGUUCGAUCUCCUCACGGCUUUUAUUCAGUAACUCAGUAACUACUGAACAUGUCAAAUCGAGCGGCGUGUUUUGUUUCAUCGACGCCCCGUUCCACUUUCUAUUCAAAGAACUUGAAGAGCAUCUAUCAGUCGAACUUGUGUUGUUGUGCUAGAGCUAGACGCGUGAUUUCUGUACUAGUUUAGUAAAACCGACUCCCUUCUGGGUGUAUGAUGCCCACGAUUCGCUGGUUUUGGCCAAAAUGUGCAUCGCAUUAUCGCAUUAAUUCCAGUCUGAUCACGACGAGCUUUUCAUUUACUGUUCUGUUCUGUUUUUAUCUGAUUAAGACAUGAUUUCCUUCACAUCGAGAAUCAGGAAGUAUUAUUUCUCUUUUGUUGUUUGAUUUAUUUGAACAAAUCAUUGUUUGCUUGGAAAUGUCUGUAUUGCUGUUUGAGUUGAGGGAUCAUCCUGUGUUAAAGCUCUAAUCAUAAUCCAUAAAGCACUUUUAGAUUAUAAAUGUUUUUUCUCCACUUUACAGCUGUGAGAGUUGAAGUGGUAGAUUGGUUGAUUGAUUGAUUGACUGAUUGAUUUAUUGAUUUUGGUAGUGAUGAAGUGUAAAGCCUGGAUAAGCUUACUGCACAUUCAUAAAAAUGAUUUAUUUGAUCAGUAUCAGGAGACAAUUGCUUUUAUAAAUGACCCAGAAUUAAACGUUUUCUAUUUUCUCCCAACCAGGAGGGUUAAGAGGACCAGCACACGCCUCCUCUGGUACAUGUGAAGUCAGACUCCGCCUCUUCUUGAGCUGCUGCUGAUGCUGUAGCAUUACCGAGUAGCAUCACAGCGCUAACUGCUGAAAAUGAUGCUGUUCAUUAAGCAUCUAAUGAGCAGCAGGAUCAGCAUCUGCUUAACACAGGCCUGAAACUUUAAAUCACCAUUAAUUAAAAUUAUACAUUUAUUUUAUGUGCUGCAUCAUAUUUCAUGUUGCACAGGAUGAUCCCUAACCUCACACUACAGAAAUAAUGACAUUGAAUUAAAGGAGAACUCUGGUGUGAAA